AUGAUUAAGUGUGGUGAAAAAAGUGAAGAUAAUCUCUCUGCUGACCCCUGCUACAACUACACUGUGCUGGAUGAUCCAAGAAGAUCCACCAACUAUUACUCUUACCCCCCAAUAUGUGACACCUCUUUCAGUUGGGUCGGCUGGUAUCGGCUUUUCCAUCAUAGUUUGAACGUUCGAAUGCCAGAAUCAUGUGUUACGAUACAUAGGUGUGAUGCUGACAUCCCACUGUGGCUAAGUGGUGGACACCCAACCCAAGUCGAUGGAGUGGUCACCAGAGAUGCUUGUGGUCACUGGAACAAUAACUGCUGCUAUAACCGGUCACCCAUUAGAGUCAAAGCCUGCACAGGCGGUUAUUAUGUCUAUGAGUUUGUUACUCCAACAGUAUGCAAUAGUGCAUACUGUACAGAUGUUAUGAGUGUUUACUCCACCAACACAACUGUCCUGUCAGCGAUCAGCCCAACUGAUAAUCUCUUUGCUGAUCCCUGCGACAACUACACUGUGUUGGAUGAUCCAAGAAGAUCCAUCAAUUAUUUCCCCUCCAUGUGUGACCUAAAUGUCAACUGGGUUGGCUGGUAUCGGCUUUUCUAUUAUAGCCAGAGCUUUCAAAUGCCAGAAACAUGUGUUGCAACGGAUAGAUGUGGCACUCAAAUCCCACUGUGGUUAAGUGGUGGACACCCAAAACCUGAGGAUGGAGUUGUCCUCAGAGAUGUUUGUGGUCACUGGAACAAUAACUGCUGCUAUUAUCAGUCUUAUCCCAUUAGAGUCAAAGCUUGCACAGGCGGUUAUUAUGUCUAUGAGUUUGUUACAACCAAAUACAACUGUUCUGCAUACUGCGCAGCUUCAGGUUUAAAUCAAACACUGCUUGAAAAUUACAAGGGAACUUCAUUGUUACAGAAUCUUCUUGACCAAAUACAGAAUAUUACAGUUCUCCCUUUACCAGAUGUGAUAGUACUUUUGGACUUGGUGUUUAAUACUUCAGAGAAGAUGACCUCAUCCUUAGGUGACCAGAAGGAACUGGCGUCAUAUGUUAUAAAAGCCAGCGAGAAGCUUGUCUCCAUGUUGGUGACUCCAACAAACACCUAUGAAAAUAUCAGUUUUACUAUUGAGUCUUUAGAAACACAAAUCUUCAUGGUUGGACCAAAUGCCACCCUAGAUAAAAUCCCUCAGCUCAUCACAAGACAUGCUUUAAUGGACAUUGAUCUUUUGGGAAUCGCCAAGAACAACUAUAAAACAGGAUCAGUGGCUUUCAUGAGCUACACCACAAUGGAGGACCUACUGAAACCAGACUUCUUCAACACAUCAGAUGACACAGUUAAAACCAUGAUGUCCACUGUCAUCUCUGCUACUCUUCCUCAAACCACCAACACAACCCUCACCAAACCAGUCAACUUCACCCUCAAACACAUCAGAGAGUUUGUAUCUGGAGGAAAUCUUUCCUGUGUGUACUGGAACAUCAGUGAGUGGAUUGUAGAUGGUUGUUCUGUUGUACAAACCAACAGCAGCCACACUGUGUGUUCAUGUCUUCAUCUGUCAACAUUUGCUCUCAUCAUGCAAACCAGCAGAAUACCAACAAAGGAUGAUCAGCAGAUGGAUCUGUUAAAUGUGGUGUUUGUGAUCGUGGGUCUGGUGUUUACUAGUUUGGCUCUGUUGACUUUUGCUUUCUGUCGAUGGAAACCUGGAGUGAACAAUGUAGCUCGAAUCAACCUCUGCAUCAGUCUGCUGUCUGCUCAUCUUCUGUUCUUACUCACACAACAAUUCAUCAAUCUCAUAAAACCUUACAAGGAGUUGUGUGCUGUGAUAUCAGGCGUUCUUCACUUUUUCUUUCUCUCGUGCUUUGUGUGGAUGUUCAUUGAAGCUGUGUUGCUCUUCAUCUGUGUGAAGAACCUAUCACAGAUCAGCUCCAGAUGGAGGGCUGUGCUUAGCAGUAGAUUCUUGAUUGUGAUUGGAUAUGUGAUUCCUUUCAUUAUAGUAAGGGUGUCUGUUGGACUGGUUCCUGAAGGCUAUGGCAGUGAACAAUGCUGGAUAAAAGUGGAGAGAGGCUUCAUCUGGAGUUUUCUGGGACCUGUUUGCUUCAUUCUUGCAAUAAACACGAUUCUCUUCAUCAGUAUCAUCGUCAGUCUGAACUUAACUCUCAGAAAGCUCAAAACUGAAGUUUCACAGAUGAAACAAAACAAGAUUAUGUUUUUUAAAACUCUGGCUCAGUUUGUGAUUUUUGGUUGUCCUUGGAUUCUGGGUCCCUUCAUUGACAGCAGAGUGGUGAAGAUUCUCUUCCUGAUCCUGAACUCACAGCAAGGAACCUUCAUCUUUCUGGUCUACUGUGUUCUCAGUGAUGAGGUCAGACAGCAGUAUGUGAAGUGGUUAAGAAAUCUCUUUUCUGGACUCAAACCCAAAACCAUCAAAAGUGGCUCCAACAACACUGCGGACUAG
Paramisgurnus dabryanus is the source of this 2427-nucleotide messenger RNA. RefSeq names its product adhesion G protein-coupled receptor E1-like. Gene Ontology annotation, biological process: adenylate cyclase-activating G protein-coupled receptor signaling pathway; cell surface receptor signaling pathway. Gene Ontology annotation, molecular function: G protein-coupled receptor activity. Lineage: Eukaryota; Metazoa; Chordata; Actinopteri; Cypriniformes; Cobitidae. Gene Ontology annotation, cellular component: plasma membrane. The record is from RefSeq and is a predicted model, not a curated record.